Messenger RNA from Hyaloscypha bicolor E, 2037 nucleotides. RefSeq names its product thiolase-like protein. Gene Ontology annotation, biological process: polyketide biosynthetic process. Gene Ontology annotation, molecular function: acyltransferase activity, transferring groups other than amino-acyl groups. The transcript has 3 exons. NCBI's taxonomy places the organism in Eukaryota, Fungi, Ascomycota, Leotiomycetes, Helotiales, Hyaloscyphaceae. The coding region runs from base 373 to 1782 and encodes 469 amino acids. The record is from RefSeq and is a predicted model, not a curated record.
GAAUCCGCCGCCAAAGCAGCAAACGUCAUAUUACGUUGUAUGACAUCGAACUUGAGAUACUUCUCUCCUUUCAUUGGCUCUGUUCCUGACUCCCCUCGUUGCUUUUGUAAUCGACCCUCACACUCGCCCGCCUUCACAACGGCCCCCCAAGGUUGAUCUCCCUUGAAGGUUAAGGAACUUGGUCUUCCCGUCGUGGACCCUCUUGCAUUGCGCCGCCACCACUGAGACCUCGGCAUCGCAAGCCCCGCUCUGCCUGGUAUUAUCACCAACUGCUAUGGUCACCGCUUCACACACCUCAGACACAGUCUGUCGCUACCCGUACAGCUUCAAAAUACCCAAUUGAACUUCAACCCCCAACACAGAACCGCCGCCAUGUCUCCGUCCAGAGAUACGCAGAAUGCGAUAAGCAAUCAGUUUGGGGACCUCAAUCUCUCAAUCACUGGCCUGGGAACAGAAUAUCCUCCGCAUCAGCUUGAUCCAGCAUGUCUGAACACUCUUGUGUCGCGUCACUACCCCAACAGCCCAGCAAUGGACAAGAUCCUGAUGAUCAACCAAUAUACGGGAAUCGACUCGCGCUCAGCAAUUGGGACGGUCGACCACCCGCUGGCGAAUAUGGACCGCGCGCCCACAAUCGCCGAACUAUGCAACGUAUUCCUGAAAGACGGCGUUGCACUCGCAGUUACCGCCGCUCGAAAAGCGCUCCACGAAGCCCAGCUCUCCCCUCUCGAUAUCACACAUGUAGUUUCGACAACUUGUACGAAUAGUGCGAAUCCGGGCUUUGACCAUUACGUCUGCAAGCAAUUGGGGAUGACACAGCCAGUAGAGAAGGUUCUGCUGCACGGAAUUGGAUGCAGCGGCGGUCUUGCGAGUUUGAGGACGGCGGCGAAUCUGGCGCUCGGAAGCAGUUUUCGUGGCAGGAAAGCGAGAGUUCUGGUCGUGGCGUUGGAAAUAAGUAGUUUGCUGGUGAGGAGCGAAUUGGACAGUGUAAACGAGUUACAGCAGACGAGGAUCGGUGUAACGUUGUUCAGCGACUGCGCGAGCGCGUUGGUUUUGAGUAACAACGUUGGAGCCAAGGGUGCGGAGCCGGUUUAUGAGUUGCUCGGCUGGGACCAUAGGAUUAUUCCUGAUACGGAAGAAGAUCUGGGUUUUGACGUGGAUCCCCUCGGUUGGAAAGUCGUCCUCUCGCCUCGAGUUCCGAAACUUGCAGGCUCAGUUGUGGCGCCUACUUUCAAUGACCUCCUUUCUACAUUACCAAACCUGCCUCCAGACUACCAAAAUGCUGCAGAUUUCGAUUGGGCGCUGCAUCCAGGCGGAGCGACCAUUCUUUCUGGCGUUGAGAAGGCGAUGAACAUUUCUGCGGAGCAUAUGCGAGCUUCGUACGAUACUUACAUUAAUCAUGGGAAUUCCUCCUCGGCGACAAUUAUCUCCGUGAUGGACAGGUUACGACAAAAAGACAUGGAUGAGUUGGCGCCUGGUGGGAAGGUCAAAGAUUUUAUCGUGGGGUGUGCUUUUGGACCUGGGAUUGCUAUCGAGAUGUGCAUGCUGAAAAGGAAUAUGAACCACGCGAAGAGAACUCUGGUCACCACCGGAGAUGUCACGCCACCAGAGACCGAGAGCGAAGGAAGCAGGAGUGACGGCGAGGGCGAGGAUUUAGAGACUGAGGUCAAGGACUUAAAGGCGCAAGGAGAAGAGCUCGGUGAGAAACUGAACGCAGUGCAUCCUGAGAUUCCAGAGCAAGGCGACAGCUUGAGCGAGGCGUUGAACGGUGUUGAGCUGGAUUAAUUGGAGAUAUCAAGACGGCUCUGUAUGGAGUCGGUUGAGAUCUGGAUUUGGUGAUCUUUAGGAAACAGAUGGAAGCGGACACGAUAUGCUGGAUCAUGUCAGAAGCUAUGCAUUAGACAUAUUAACAUCGGUCGAGACGAGACAUUGGAAACUCACGGCGUUCUAGACAGGAUGGAGUUGAUGGAGUUUGAAUCGAGCAGUUAGCGUCGUAUCCAUUGCGUAAUAGACCAAAGAAUAUGAACACCAAAACUCCAC